Molecule: messenger RNA, 1581 nt
Organism: Salarias fasciatus (jewelled blenny)
Lineage: Eukaryota; Metazoa; Chordata; Actinopteri; Blenniiformes; Blenniidae
Gene: ssuh2rs1
Product: ssu-2 homolog, related sequence 1
Exons: 14
Coding region: 141-1313 (390 amino acids)
Source: RefSeq, a predicted model, not a curated record
GAAGAAGUCAUCAGGGAGGGGGCUCAAAAUACUUCUCCAAAAUCUGACAGCAUUUUUUCAUCACUUUUGGUUUAUUGCAGCUCCGAAAGAGAGGGGCACGUUAUCGUACAGUUACAGUCGUGUUUGGGGAAGCUGUCAAGAUGGCGUAUCCGCAGUUUGGAAACAACCACAACUUGUACGGGACUGUCAAUCCCGGCUAUGUCCCCACCGCGGAGGGGACAUCUGCAAUGUUUGCCCCACCCGCUGCCGAGUCCCAUGGCCCCAGUGCUCCUCCAGCAAGCAUGUUUGACAACAUGCCUGGCUAUGAAGGAACAUUGGCAGGAGGAGGAGGUGGAUUUCUGCCGCCUCCAAUGCCUGCUCACCCCGUUCCCCAGCCUGAACCUGCACCUGAACAACCACACUGGAAUAUCCCAUCCAUUACUGAGGAAACCGCCCAGGAGGCCUUAAAGCUGUACGCCUCCAGUAAAUGCUGCUACAGCUCUGCCCCAGCAAAGGAUGGUGUGAUCACGAACAUGGAGGCUUUCAAUACGUACAGGUACCGCCUGGAAACCUUUACUGAGUCGAGAUCUACAGAAUGGAGUCAUGAGCCAUACACUGGUCAGCCAGUGGACGCGUACGCACAGCCACCUCCAGGCCCAUGGGAUAUUCCAGCCAAGGCUGUGAAUUUCUUUUUGAACGACAAGCAGACGAUAAAAGUUCCCUACACAUCGUCUGUGAAGAGCUGCCACGGUUGUGUGGGAAUGGGACGAAAACCUUGCAAAGACUGUGCCGGCGCUGGGAACAAAGUUUGUUGGGUGUGUAAUGGAUCUGGGUACCGUCACGGAGAUGAUCGAUGCCACCACUGCAGUGGCAGAGGGAGGGAAAACUGCACCCGCUGCCAUGGACAAGGAGCAAUGCAGUGUGACAUAUGCCGUGGAAAACAGCAGCUACUGGUGUACAUCAACCUGACUGUGAAAUGGACAAACAAUUCCAACGACUACGUUGUGGAACAGCUGAGUGGACUGAAUUCGGACAAUCUCAGCCAGGUGUCUGGCAAGGAGCUUUUCAGAGACACUCAGUACUUGGUGUACCCAGUGAUGGGCUUUCCAGACCCUGCUGUUGUGCAGGCUGCACAGCGCUUCAUCAGUGAACACCAGGGCAAGUUCUCCCAGACAUCCCGCAUUCUGCAACAGCGCCAAACGAUCGAGCUGAUCCCCGUCACCAGGGUCACUUACCUGUGGAAAGGGAAGUCGCACGUGUACUUUGUUUACGGGAAUGAGUUCAAAGUGAACGCUGACAACUACCCCGCCACUUGCUGCUGUACUCUCAUGUAAAUACAAUGCCAAUGUCAAGCCAUUUAAAAAUGCUUAUUCGCGCAGUAUGAAUCAUAAUCACACUAUGUCCACUGAAACUACGUUUUUGAUACUGAUUAUUUUUGCACGUGUAUUAACCAUGAUGUAUUAAUCCACGUUCUUCUACCAGUUGUUGCUUUUAAGCAACACCUCUAAAAGGGAUCGGACUUUUGCACACCCCUUGUUAAUGUGCGUGUUUUUUUUUCAUGACAAUUGUUCAUAAAAUGAAUAAAAGUUAUUUCGCAAUGUU